This is a messenger RNA of Solenopsis invicta (red fire ant), 2060 nucleotides long. Its product is annotated as cilia- and flagella-associated protein 298. Gene Ontology annotation, biological process: regulation of cilium movement. The transcript has 5 exons. NCBI's taxonomy places the organism in Eukaryota, Metazoa, Arthropoda, Insecta, Hymenoptera, Formicidae. Bases 965 to 1780 code for a protein of 271 amino acids. The record is from RefSeq and is a predicted model, not a curated record.
UGGCCGCUCUCAGGUUCCUCUCUGGUUUAGCCUUCUCAUCCAACUCCUGCUGGCGUUCCAUACGUGGGAUACACUUGCCAACACGUAUCAACAUUUUGUUGAUUUUGAUAGAUUUAUUAGCCGCUUCUUCUGUUUCGAAAUAAACAAAACCCUUUGAUGCCUUAUCUUGUCUCGCGUAAUCUUGCAAUCGAGUAUAUCACCGAAUGCAGAAAACAUAUGAUACAUCGCUUUAUUAUUUAUGUUUUUAUCUAAGUUCUUGAUAAAUACACUUCCGGCAUCCGACUUGCGUAGGAAGGGAUCGUUCCGGAACAUCAUCCGAAUAGGCCGCCCUUUUAUAAUUUCGAAGUUCAUAGUAUCAAAAAGGCGCGUCAGCCGGUUGCCGAAAGUUGACAUAUGCGUGGCCCAGCGAGCGGCGGGUGAUCAUGUCGCGGCACACGCGUAUCAACAGCACAGACCCAGCCGUUGAAAACUUUUCGAACAGCGUCACCUCGGUGAUGGUGUGCAGAUUGUCCAUGUAAAGCGAGGCCGUGAAAUAGUUUGGCGCUUCAAGAUUCAUGGCGGCAGCGGUAGUAGUAAAGUGUCUCGUUGGAUUUUUCUUGUCAGCCGUUUAUCAAACACGCAAACUUUUCAUUCCAAUUUUACUCACAUUGAUAGCCAGUUAUAUUCGCAUUGUUUAAUCGAUAACCUGUGUUACCAUGGGCGAUGCUUCCUGAUGUUCAGGCCUGCUUUUGGAUGAAUAUAUGUUUGAUCGGAUGUUUAGUUCUUCAUGGUUUCUCGCGACAAUUCGUGACAAUUCGCACUUAGCAGAAUUUAUUUCGACACUCAAAUCAAAUUAAUGACUAUAAUAUAUUCAUCGUCUCAAUCAAAAGCCUCGUGUUAACGAAGAUAUUGAAUCGCGACCUAUUAUAUUAAUCUUUAGCGCAGAAAUUUCAAUUUUGGUUAAAAGUUUUAACUAUCGGUAAAUAUGGUGAGAUUGCAUGUGAAGAAAGGUGACGAGAGCCAAUUUUUGUAUGAUACCAAUGUAGAGGCGAAUGUGGACGAUGUCGUACGUGACAUCGUAGUGAUUUACAACGGUCGUUUGAAGAUUUCAAGAAUUUGUUAUGAGAUCGAGGAGCUGGCUAAGCACGGCGUGAUGUUACCACCUGACAUAAUGGGCCUUACGGACGAGCAGGUCGAGGAGCUCAAGCUCAAGGACGAAUGGGCCGACAAGUGCGUGCCCUCGAGCGGUUGGACUUUCAACAGAGACAAGAUGGGUCGUAGAAACGGUCGACAACCAAAUGAAAAGAUGCAAGAGGUACUGAAGAAAACUAUCGAGGACGCACGUACCAUGACAUCGAAAAAAUUAGUGCAACAAGAGAAAUUGGUUACCCAAAAGACGGUCCAAGAAGCUUUGGAUUUGUUAAGAGGCGCCGUGACGAUCGUUUAUCCGAUGGGACUGCCGCCACACGACGUGAUACGUCAAGAGUUUGAGAAUACCGAAGACCUCACCGGUACUCAAGCAUCUCUCGAGGUAAUCGAUAUGCAACUGGCUCAACUAUGGUUCUCCGGAAAGGAAUUAUUACCUGGGAAAAAGAUGAAGGACUUCGUGGGAAAUAACGAGAAGACCAAGAUAAUCGUGAAGCUACAGAAAAGAGGCUCUGGAAAACCGGCGAGGGAACCGUUAAUGUCGGAAGACGAGCGGAAACAAUUGAUGUUGGACGCGUAUCGUCGUCAAGAACAGCUGAAGGUAAGUGUCGUUCUUUAUACCUCGAUAAUGUCUCGGAUGAUUCGUCGAAGGUAAGGUGUAUUUUUUUAUUACUGUGCAAAUAAAAUCUAGCAAUUGAGUGCAAUAGGAGCGUAUAGGUGUUUUAAUUAAAUCUCAAAAAGUUUGGAUAAACUUUUGAAUAACAUCGACGUUAACAACAAAUGGUGAUCAAGCUGUAGUUGAGCUUGACGCGUUCUGUUUUAUCCCCAACUGCUCGUCUAAAAAUCAAUAGAACAUACAACUUACAAAUAGAAAUAAUAGCAGAAUUUUCUAAAUUUUGUAAUUAUCUAUCAGUGAAAUUACUGAUAAUUUUGCA